Molecule: messenger RNA, 984 nt
Organism: Colletotrichum higginsianum IMI 349063
Lineage: Eukaryota; Fungi; Ascomycota; Sordariomycetes; Glomerellales; Glomerellaceae
Exons: 2
Coding region: 1-984 (327 amino acids)
Source: RefSeq, a predicted model, not a curated record
AUGAUGAUGGACCGUUCUUUUUCUCUUCUGUUCCUUUGCCUGCUGCAGAUCACCUCGGUCGUCGCCAAGUGUUAUUUUCCAGACGGGAACGCCGUCCCGGGCGACUUUCCCUGCGAUCCCGAUGCCGACGACAGCCCGUGUUGCCAUGGCGGUCUCGGAUCGGCCUGUCUGUCCAACAAGCUAUGUCGAGGGCCCAACGGGAACACGGUCAGGGGAUCUUGCUCAGAUGAGAGCUGGAACUCGCCAUUGUGCGCCCACUACUGCAUGAGCGCGGAUACCGGAGGGACGGACCUCAUCUCCUGCUCCAACGUGACCGGCAUCGACACUUCGUAUUGCUGCGAUCACGCCCCCAACUGCUGUAACAGCGGCGUCGGCCGAUUCGACGUCCUCCCGGCCGAACCGCAGGUCUGGGCAACCUGGAAUCGGGAAUCAAGCCGAUUUCUCGUCAUCCUUCAAACGUCUUCCGAAAGCUCGACUUCGACGUCAAUCCCCUCCUCCACAACAUCGGAUGUAGCAACAACAGCGUCAGCCGGCCCGACUCCGACAGGCACCAUCCCGUCGACGCCUCUGACAGCGGGAGGUCAAACUCGGACUUCUGUGGAGCCCGUACCUACGGCGGCACCAACCCAGGGGGAGGCUGAGAAGGAUCCCGGGCUGUCGACCACGGCCAAGGCGGGUAUCGGUGCGGGUGCGGGCGCGGGCGCUCUCCUCGUUGCGGCCCUCGUGUAUCUUCUACUCAAAAUACGAAGCAACAAGAAGGCCCUACAGGCUCAGCAGGCACAGCAGGAGGCCCAUCGCUGGCCGGGAAUGUAUCAUGAACCGCCAGUGGGGCCGGUCUACUACAACAACGGCCUGCCAGAGAAUUGGGCCCCGCCUCGAUCCACAGAGGUGAAGACGCCGCCCGUCUUUAAUGGAAGCUAUGAGAUGGAUGCCCGGCCGGCCGAACGACACUGGGCAAGAGUAGAGCUUCCGACGAACCCUUAG